AUGGAGCCGAUUUCAAUGGCCAUCAGGAUUGUUCCUCCAUCUAUGCAGCUAGUCAAAACGAUAAUCACUAUCAAGGAGCUGGUCAACGACUACAGAUCGGCGGCAAAAGAACUAGAUCACAUUUGUUGCAAGCUUGAUAAGCUUAAAGCUGUCAACAAAUUUUUAAGCAUAGCUAUAUCGGAGGCUAGUGGUUCGUCCUUUACAAUUGGGCAGUCUGUCAUGUUCGAUAACCUCCAAUGCACCAUUAAAGAGUGUUAUGUUAAAGGAUCCCAUGUCUUCCAGGAACUCACAAAAAUGUCUAAGAAGCUCAGCAAGACUCGCAAUCCGUUGAAAAGUCGCUUCCAACCAAAGCAAGAGUCCGUUGCAUCGAAUUACUAUAUGCAGCCUACACAACAUCUUCCGGGAGAGAGGGCAGAGAUUUGGAGGCGCCAAUACUCAAGUCUUGUGUUUCUCCAAAAGACACAGAAAUUAAGAAUAAUUCCUGAUACUGAUGCUCCAGUUUCGGCACAAGUACAGGAAAGCUCAACUUUCACCUUUGGUUCAUCAUUCCUGAACGUAUACAUACAAAUAUGUUUAAUGAGAGGACCUCUGGCACCUCUUUCUGUUCGCUUCCAAAUUCCGAGGGUGCUCAGGAUCUCCAACUGCGGCAAUGGUCUUGGUAUAAGUGUCCGGAAGGCCUUUGAAUCAGACGAUCUGCAUACGAUUCGAGAACUCUUCAGCCAGAAUCUCCUCACGCCCGCUACAGUUAUCACAUAUACUCAAUACGAUCCUGAUAACGAGGGAUCUUUGUUGGGCCAUUGGGCAUCUCUACUUACGGACGCCAUUAUGAGGGGAUACGACCUAUUUUUACACGCCGAGUUUGGCAUGUUCACUGGAAAUUUAGAGGCGAUUCUCUCACAAUUUGAUGACCCUAACGAUGCGUGGUGUGGCGUGUGCCGCUGGAUCGAUAUGUUGGAACAAUCUCAGGUCGAUCUGUCAAGAUAUUUGGAAAUUGCGACAAGACGUUGUUUUUACAACUGGGUUGAGACAAAGGUCUGGGGCGGUGUUGAUCUUGAAUGUUCGAGUAUACGACGUGUACUUGCUAUGGGGCACCACAAUGGGCGAAUGAUUCCUUACUGGUCAAAAUUUGCCGACAAGUCAUGCCCGAUACGAGAACUGUUGGAUGAGUUCCCAGCCUUACAGGUCAAGGAUAAAACGCUGCUAUCGGGCGACUGGGUUCGCUGCAUCGAUCGGUUUCGGCGUUGGAAUAGUGGAGUAAAUCUUGCUGCUUCAGAUCCAGCGAUGAGCUCCUGGCCGGUCGCGCCAUCUAUCGAUAAAUAG
Fusarium verticillioides 7600 is the source of this 1320-nucleotide messenger RNA. RefSeq lists its product as hypothetical. NCBI's taxonomy places the organism in Eukaryota, Fungi, Ascomycota, Sordariomycetes, Hypocreales, Nectriaceae. Bases 1 to 1320 code for a protein of 439 amino acids. The transcript is spliced from 3 exons. The record is from RefSeq and is a predicted model, not a curated record.